UAUAGAUGAAGAGAUGUCCCAUUAGGGCUGGAAGAGAAAGGAGAAUGAAAGGGCAGAGAGAACAGGGGACUGUGAAAAUGGGACAAAGUAGCAGGAGCAAGGGGUUGACCAGUCUUCCUCUCCUUGAGCAGUCCUGAGGGGGUUCGGACUUUGUUCUUCUAACCACGGCCGGUCGAAAGCUGAGUGAAUAUGUUACACAGCCCACUAGUUUAUAAGUCAUCCCCUUAAAACCCACCAGGAAGGGAAGAGGGAGAGAAGGAAGCGGAGUGAGUAGAAAGAACAGAGGAGCGAGACUAACAAAAAAGGAGCAACAAAGUCAAGUGGAACUCCGGGCUUUUCCAACAUUACAACAACAUAUUUAUCCUGUUUCCAGUAGUGUGGUCCAGCUGCUCCAGGGAUGUGGAUGGAAACCAAAACGGAGGAAAAGGAGGCCAGCGGGACUCGUUCCAGCCUCAGACGGUGCGUGUUGAGCGGUCUGCUGUUGUGUACUGGGGACAUGGAGCACUUGGAUAAGUACAUGCAGGAGAAGUUGUUUGUGCUGCAGCUGGUGGUGUGGGGCCUGAGAGGGGUGACAAGGGUGAUCCUAGCCAACAACCCGCUGAGUGGUGCUCUCAUUCUGGCUGCACUGUACUGGGCCUCCCCCUGGCAGGCCCUGCUGGGAACUUUGGGCGUACUGGCCUCUACGCUAACAGCUGUUCUAAUGGGCCAAGACAGCGCUGAGGUGUCAGGAGGUCUCCAUGGUUUUAACGGCAUGUUGGUGUCUCUGCUGAUGGGGGGGUUCAGCUCAGCCGGAGACUGGUACUGGUGGCUGCUGCUGCCUGCCUGCUUGGGGUCAGCCACAUGUGUCUUUCUAUCCAGUGGUCUCUCGCCAGUGUUUGAGCGCUGGGACUUGCCUGUCGGUGUGUUUCCCUUCAACAUCAUCAUUGUCCUCUACCUCCUUUGUACCGGCCCAGACAACCCGUACUACCCACACCACCCGGCUACGCCCCCAGGGCUGCUGGAGCCCAACGGCACAGAGCUCAUUGCAGUAGAGGUAAUGCUUGGCAUCCCUCUGGGUGUGGGUCAGAUCUUUGCCUGUGGAGCUCUGGGGCCCUCCCUCCUCAUCCUGGGAGCUGUUCUGCUCUACUCCCCCCUGCUGGCUGCCCAUGCUCUGCUGGGAUCAGCAGUUGGAACGUUGGUUGGUUUAUCCAUGGCGGUGCAUCAUGAUCUUCUGUAUUCGGGUCUCGCUGGGUUUAAUGGAGCUCUGGGCUGCAUGACUGUUGGAGGACUCUACUUCACCUUCAGCUGGAGGACCCACCUCUUUGCCAUCGCCAGUGCCUUCCUCUCUGCAUAUGCUGACGUCGCUCUGGGCAAUCUCCUGGGAACUGUCGGUCUCCCAGCAUGCAGUUGGGCAGCUACUCUGACGGCCACACUGAUGUUGCUGCUGACCGGCAGUUUAGCAGCGUACCGCAUCCCGAUUGGUCGCGUCAUGGCUCCUGAACACAACCUGUGCUCCCGCAGCCAAUGGGAAGCUGGGGACACCGCAGACAGGGAGAGCACUGAUGUCUAACGCUAGGAGACACACACACACACACACAGAGUAACGUAUCAGUACUUUCUGUGUUAGAUCCAAUACAUAUAUACAUAUUUAUUAAAAACACUUAGUAAAUAGAUUCUUCAUAAAUACAAAAAAAAAGUUCAUUCAACAUUUUGAGGAAGUUUUGUUCACAAGAUGGUGAUAUACUGUGUCUUCAGCACCGACAUUUUGAAAAUGUUUGAGGUAUCAUAGCUGUUAUACAAGCUUCUAAAUAUUAAACCAACCAUUUCCAUUGCAUAUGUAACCUUUCCAACCACGUAUUAUUCCAGUAAGUAAGAGUUUGAACUCGCCAUGACAGAUAAGACAUAAAGCCAAAGAAACAGCCAAUUUAGAGUCUUUUAAUUGACAUGAAAUCAACAGGUCAGUUCAACAAAAUUAUUGUCGUCGUUAAAAUGACAGUUUAACUGUUAAUGUCAACAAACACAUAGACUGAAUUAUUUUUAACCCCUUCAUUAUCCUGCCUAGACAAACUACAACAUAGCACUCCACUGGGACUCUUAAUGAAAACAGUUAGUACAUGUAGUGUACGUCAAUGCAGGCAGACGGUGAGACGGUUAGUACACACAGAUGACAAGUGAUGUGUUUCUGAAGUGGACGGAGUGGUCAGCUGCUUAGACCAAAAAGUUAAAGGCAACUGUUGAAUCUCGACUUAUUCAAAUUAAAUUCUCUUAAAUGGAAAAAGUAAAAGUUUUUGCUGCUUCAUUAGACUUUGUCUUUUUUUCGCAGUGCUUCGUGUUGCCUGUGUAGAUUAUUUAUUUUUUUAUAUUUCCCAUCAUUGAUAUUCCUAAACACACAAACAUGUUCACAUUCACAUACAAACCAUAUAUCCCAGUCUAAUGUA
Molecule: messenger RNA, 2417 nt
Organism: Etheostoma cragini (Arkansas darter)
Lineage: Eukaryota; Metazoa; Chordata; Actinopteri; Perciformes; Percidae
Product: urea transporter 1
Exons: 8
Coding region: 398-1549 (383 amino acids)
Biological process (GO): urea transmembrane transport
Cellular component (GO): membrane
Molecular function (GO): urea transmembrane transporter activity
Source: RefSeq, a predicted model, not a curated record